AGCCAGGCACUGGGCAGCACACACUGGAGACCCAGGACCCUGUGCAGGAGCAGCUCCGGGUGACACGAGGAGACUGAAGAUACUCCCACAGGGGCUCAGCAGGAGCAAUGGGUAACCAAAUGAGUGUUCCCCAAAGAACUGAAGACCAAGAGAACGAACCAGAAGCAGAGACUUACAAGGACAACGCGUCUGCUCUGAACGGGGUUCCGGUGGUGGUGUCGACCCACACAGUUCAGCACUCAGAGGAAGUCGACUUGGGAAUAAGUGUCAAGACGGAUAAUGUGGCCACUUCUUCCCCCGAGACAAUGGAGAUAAGUGCUGUCGCGGAUGCCAACGGAAAGAAUCUUGGGAAAGAGGCCAAACCCGAGGCACCAGCUGCUAAAUCUCGUUUUUUCUUGAUGCUCUCUCGGCCCGUACCAGGACGUACCGGAGACCAAGCCACAGAUUCAUCCCUUGGAUCAGUGAAGCUUGAUGUCAGCUCCAAUAAAGCUCCAGCGAACAAAGACCCAAGUGAGAGCUGGACACUUCCGGUGGCAGCUGGACCGGGGCAGGACACAGAUAAAACCCCAGGGCACGCCCCGGCCCAAGACAAGGUCCUCUCUGCCGCCGGGGAUCCCACGCUUCUCCCACCUGAGACAGGGGGAGCAGGAGGAGAAGCUCCCUCCAAGCCCAAGGACUCCAGCUUUUUUGACAAAUUCUUCAAGCUGGACAAGGGACAGGAAAAGGUGCCAGGUGACAGCCAACAGGAAGCCAAGAGGGCAGAGCAUCAAGACAAGGUGGAUGAGGUUCCUGGAUUAUCAGGGCAGUCCGAUGAUGUCCCUGCAGGGAAGGACAUAGUUGACGGCAAGGAAAAAGAAGGACAAGAACUUGGAACUGUGAAUUGCUCUGUCCCUGGGGACCCAGAAGGACUGGAGACUGCAAAGGACGACUCCCAGGCAGCAGCUAUAGCAGAGAAUAAUAAUUCCAUCAUGAGUUUCUUUAAAACUCUGGUUUCACCUAACAAAGCUGAAACAAAAAAGGACCCAGAAGACACGGGUGCUGAAAAGUCACCCACCACUUCAGCUGACCUUAAGUCAGACAAAGCCACCUUUACAUCCCAGGAGACCCAAGGGGCUGGCAAGAAUUCCAAAGGAUGCAACCCAUCGGGGCACAUACAGUCCGUGACAACCCCUGACACUGCGAAGGAAAGCACCAAGGAGAAAUCAGGCCCCACCUCUCUGCCUCUGGGCAAACUGUUUUGGAAAAAGUCAGUUAAAGAGGACUCAGUCCCCACAGGUGCAGGGGAGAAUGUGGUGUGUGAAUCACCAGUAGAGAUUAUAAAGUCCAAGGAAGUAGAAUCAGCCUUACAAACAGUGGACCUCAACGAAGGAGAUGCUGCACCUGAACCCACAGAAACGAAACUCAAAAGAGAAGAAAGCAAACCAAGAACCUCUCUGAUGGCAUUUCUCAGACAAAUGUCAGUGAAAGGGGAUGGAGGGAUCACCCACUCAGAAGAAAUAAAUGGGAAAGACUCCAGCUGCCAAACGUCAGACUCCACAGAAAAGACUAUCACACCACCAGAGCCUGAACCAACAGGAGCACCACAGAAGGGUAAAGAGGGCUCCUCGAAGGACAAGAAGUCAGCAGCCGAGAUGAACAAGCAGAAGAGCAACAAGCAGGAAGCCAAAGAACCAGCCCAGUGCACAGAGCAGGCCACAGUGGACACGAACUCACUGCAGAAUGGGGACAAGCUCCAAAAGAGACCUGAGAAGCGGCAGCAGUCCCUUGGGGGCUUCUUUAAAGGCCUGGGACCAAAGCGGAUGUUGGAUGCUCAAGUGCAAACAGACCCAGUAUCCAUCGGACCAGUUGGCAAAUCCAAGUAAACAAAUCAGCAUGGUUCCCACCAGGUUCUCCUGCCACCAAGAUGUGUUCUCCUUACUCCAUCUCCUCCCCAAACACGCUCCAUGUAUAUAUUCUUCUGAUGGCCAGCAAAUGAAAUUCUGCCUAGAAAUUAAGCCUGAGCUGUUGUAUAUUGAGGUGUAUUAUUUACGUCUCUGGUCCAGUCUUUUCUGGCAAAUAACUGUAAAGAUGGUUUAGCAGGUCACCUAGUUGGGUCAGAAGAGUCGAUGAUCACCAAGCAGGAAAGGGAGGGAAUAGAGGAAUGUGUUCGGGUUAAGUGAUGAAAAUGGCAGUGGUGGCCGGGCAUGGUGGCUCUCGCCUGUAAUCCCAGCACUUUGGGAGGCCGAGGCAGGUGGAUCACCUGAGGUCAGGAGUUCAACACUAGCCUGGCCAACAUCGUGAAACCCCAUCUCUACUAAAAAUACAAAAAUCAGCCAGGCAUGGUGGCACACACCUGUAGUCCCAGCUACUUGGGAGCCCAAGGCACGAGAACCGCUUGUACCCAGGAGGUGGAGGUUGCAGUGAGCCAAAGUUGCACCAUUGCACUCCACCCCGGGAGACAGAGCAAGAUUCUAUCAAAAAAAAAAAAAAAAAAAAAAGGCAGUGGCAAGUAAGUUAUAGAAGAGGAAUUGCUGCUAGAAGGAAUUAAGCGUUGUAGUAAACGCGUGCUCAUCCUCUAAGCUUGAAGAGGGGAGACGAAAAUCCAUUUGUUUAGAUUCACAUCUCAAGGAGGGAGAACCCGGGCUGUGUUGGGUGGUUGCCAAUUUCCUAGAAUGGAAUGUGUGGGGUAUAGAAAAAGGAAUGAAUAAGCGUUGUUUUUCAAAUAGGGUCCUUGUAAGUUAUUGAUGAGAGGGAAAAGAUUGACUGGGGAGGGCUUAAAAUGAUUUGGGAAAACAAUUGCUUUUGAGGCUGAGUGACAAGGGCAAAGAUUACAACUCAAAAAAAUAAAAUAAAGGAAGUUGCACGGUUAUUUUGCAACACAAGGGGGCGGCAAGGUCCCCAUUUUUAUCCUGUAUUCUGUAUCCCUAACAAAGAUUUGGUCUCUGCUAUCUUACAUUAUUAAUGUUUCUCAGAUGGCUGAGGGGCUCGCUUCAUCUGUUCCGUCUGACACUUAUCUCAAGUGUGUCUGUCAUUCCUAAUGUUCUCAGGAUGUGCUCUGAUAAAACCCUCCCCAUAACCUCAGUUAAUAAAAAUUUACAGAAGAUUUCUCAAAUACCUGAGUUGUUUUUAAUACCUGUACAAAAGAGUAAAUAGGACCCUGAGUCUAUUAAAAUGUAAUUCAAAGUAGCAUAUGAUUGACUGACAGUCAUGUAAACUGUAUCUUUCUUUUUCUGAUUUAAUAAAAAAAUACAUUUACUUCUAAAGUA
This is a messenger RNA of Nomascus leucogenys (northern white-cheeked gibbon), 3245 nucleotides long. NCBI's taxonomy places the organism in Eukaryota, Metazoa, Chordata, Mammalia, Primates, Hylobatidae. The record is from RefSeq and is a predicted model, not a curated record.